Messenger RNA from Jaculus jaculus (lesser Egyptian jerboa), 4685 nucleotides. RefSeq names its product Janus kinase 2 (gene Jak2). The transcript is spliced from 24 exons. Bases 138 to 3536 code for a protein of 1132 amino acids. Gene Ontology annotation, molecular function: cytokine receptor binding; ATP binding; non-membrane spanning protein tyrosine kinase activity. The record is from RefSeq and is a predicted model, not a curated record. Gene Ontology annotation, cellular component: cytoskeleton; membrane; cytosol. Gene Ontology annotation, biological process: hemopoiesis; peptidyl-tyrosine phosphorylation; cell differentiation. NCBI's taxonomy places the organism in Eukaryota, Metazoa, Chordata, Mammalia, Rodentia, Dipodidae.
AUUCUGUGUUUAGGUUUCUGGAGCAAGCACCUGGAGCAAGAUGUGAACUGUUCCUCUUCUGCAGGGGGAAAAAAAAAAAACAAAACAGAGGCCCUUCCUUCCCCUCCGGACGGUCAAUGUUAUGAAAAAGACUGCGGAUGGGAAUGGCAUGUCUUACAGUGACGGAAAUGGAAGCAACUUCCACAUCUUCUAUACAUCAGAAUGGCGAUAUUCCUGGAAAUGAUAAUUCUGUGAAGCAAGCAGACCCUGUUCUUGAGGUGCAUCUGUACCAUUCCCUUGGGAAAACAGAAGGAGAUUAUCUGAAGUUUCCAGCUGGAGAGUAUGUUGCAGAAGAAAUUUGUAUUGCUGCUUCUAAAGCUUGCGGCAUCACACCUGUGUAUCAUAAUAUGUUUGCUUUAAUGAGUGAAACAGAAAGAAUUUGGUAUCCUCCCAACCAUGUCUUCCAUGUAGAUGAGUCAACUAGGCACAGUGUACUCUACAGAAUAAGAUUUUACUUUCCUCACUGGUAUUGCAGUGGCAGCAACAGAACUUAUCGAUAUGGAAUAUCUCGUGGGUCUGAAACUCCACUUCUGGAUGACUCUGUCAUGUCUUACCUUUUUGCUCAGUGGCGGCAUGAUUUUGUGCAUGGAUGGAUAAAAGUACCUGUGACUCAUGAAACACAGGAGGAAUGUCUUGGGAUGGCAGUAUUAGAUAUGAUGAGAAUAGCCAAAGAAAAGGAUCAAACACCACUGGCUAUCUAUAACUCUAUCAGCUACAAGACAUUCUUACCAAAAUGUGUCCGAGCAAAGAUCCAAGACUAUCAUAUUUUGACAAGAAAGCGAAUAAGGUACAGAUUUCGCAGAUUUAUUCAGCAGUUCAGUCAAUGUAAAGCCACUGCCAGAAACUUGAAACUUAAGUAUCUUAUAAAUCUGGAAACUCUUCAGUCUGCCUUCUACACAGAGCAAUUUGAAGUAAAAGAAUCUGGAAGAGCUCCUUCAGGUGAGGAGAUUUUUGCAACCAUUAUAAUAACUGGAAACGGUGGAAUUCAGUGGUCAAGAGGGAAACAUAAAGAAAGUGAGACACUGACAGCACAGGAUUUGCAGUUAUAUUGUGAUUUUCCUGAUAUUAUUGAUGUCAGUAUUAAGCAAGCAAACCAGGAAUGCUCAAAUGAAAGUAGAAUUGUAACUAUCCAUAAACAAGAUGGUAAAGUUUUGGAAAUUGAACUUAGUUCAUUAAGAGAAGCUUUGUCGUUCGUAUCAUUGAUUGAUGGAUAUUAUAGACUAACUGCAGAUGCACACCAUUACCUCUGUAAAGAAGUUGCACCUCCAGCAGUGCUUGAAAAUAUACAGAGCAAUUGUCAUGGCCCAAUUUCAAUGGAUUUUGCCAUUAGUAAACUGAAGAAAGCAGGUAAUCAGACUGGAUUGUAUGUACUUCGGUGCAGUCCUAAGGACUUUAAUAAGUAUUUUCUGACUUUUGCUAUUGAGCGAGAAAAUGUCAUUGAAUAUAAACACUGUCUGAUCACAAAAAAUGAGAAUAGAGAAUACAACCUCAGUGGGACUAAGAAGAACUUCAGUAACCUGAAAGAUCUUUUGAAUUGCUACCAGAUGGAAACUGUUCGCUCAGACAGCAUAAUUUUCCAGUUUACUAAAUGCUGUCCCCCAAAGCCUAAAGAUAAAUCAAACCUUUUGGUCUUUAGAACAAAUGGUGUUUCUGAUGUUCCAACCUCACCAACAUUACAUAGGCAUAAUAAUAUUAACCAAAUGGUUUUUCACAAAAUCAGAAAUGAAGACUUGGUAUUUAAUGAAAGCCUUGGCCAAGGUACUUUUACAAAAAUUUUUAAAGGUAUAAGAAGAGAAGUGGGAGACUAUGGUCAACUACAUGAAACUGAAGUUCUUUUAAAAGUUCUGGAUAAAGCACAUAGAAACUAUUCAGAGUCUUUCUUUGAAGCAGCAAGCAUGAUGAGUCAGCUUUCACACAAGCAUUUGGUUUUAAAUUAUGGAGUAUGUGUCUGUGGAGAGGAGAAUAUUCUGGUUCAGGAGUUUGUAAAAUUUGGAUCACUAGAUACAUAUCUGAAAAAAAACAGAAAUUCUAUAAAUAUAUUAUGGAAACUUGGAGUGGCUAAACAGUUAGCAUGGGCCAUGCAUUUUCUAGAAGAAAAAGCCCUGAUUCAUGGAAAUGUAUGUGCUAAAAAUGUUCUGCUUAUCAGAGAGGAAGACAGGAAGACAAGAAAUCCUCCUUUCAUCAAACUUAGUGAUCCUGGCAUUAGCAUUACAGUUUUGCCAAAGGACAUUCUUCAGGAGAGAAUACCAUGGGUCCCACCAGAAUGCAUUGAAAAUCCUAAAAAUUUAAAUCUAGCAACAGACAAAUGGAGUUUUGGUACCACUCUGUGGGAGAUCUGCAGUGGAGGAGAUAAGCCUCUGAGUGCUCUAGAUUCUCAAAGAAAGCUACAGUUUUAUGAAGAUAAACAUCAGCUUCCUGCACCAAAGUGGACAGAAUUGGCAAACCUUAUAAAUAAUUGCAUGGAUUAUGAACCAGACUUCAGGCCUUCUUUCAGGGCCGUCAUCCGAGAUCUUAACAGUUUAUUUACUCCAGAUUAUGAACUAUUAACAGAAAAUGACAUGCUACCUAACAUGAGGAUAGGUGCCCUUGGCUUUUCUGGUGCUUUUGAAGACAGAGAUCCUACACAGUUUGAAGAGAGACACUUGAAGUUUCUACAGCAACUUGGCAAGGGUAAUUUCGGGAGUGUGGAGAUGUGCCGCUAUGAUCCUCUACAGGACAACACGGGGGAGGUGGUGGCUGUUAAAAAGCUCCAGCAUAGUACUGAAGAACAUCUCAGAGACUUUGAAAGGGAAAUUGAAAUUCUGAAAUCCCUGCAGCAUGACAACAUUGUAAAGUACAAGGGAGUGUGCUACAGUGCUGGUCGGCGUAAUUUAAGAUUAAUUAUGGAAUAUUUGCCUUAUGGAAGUUUACGAGACUAUCUCCAAAAACAUAAAGAACGGAUAGAUCACAAAAAACUUCUGCAGUACACAUCUCAGAUAUGCAAGGGUAUGGAGUAUCUUGGUACAAAAAGGUAUAUCCACAGAGAUCUGGCAACAAGAAAUAUAUUGGUGGAGAAUGAGAACAGAGUUAAAAUUGGAGAUUUUGGAUUAACCAAAGUCUUACCCCAAGACAAAGAAUAUUACAAAGUAAAAGAACCUGGUGAAAGUCCCAUAUUCUGGUAUGCUCCAGAGUCACUGACAGAAAGCAAGUUUUCUGUGGCCUCAGAUGUUUGGAGCUUUGGAGUGGUUCUGUAUGAACUUUUCACAUAUAUCGAGAAGAGUAAAAGUCCACCAGUGGAAUUUAUGCGUAUGAUUGGCAAUGACAAACAAGGACAGAUGAUUGUGUUCCAUCUGAUAGAACUCCUGAAGAACAAUGGAAGAUUACCAAGACCAGAAGGAUGUCCAGAUGAGAUUUAUACAAUCAUGACAGAGUGCUGGAAUAACAAUGUGAUUCAGCGCCCCUCCUUCAGAGACCUAACGCUUCGUGUAGAUCAGAUACGGGACAACAUGGCUGCAUGAAGAAUUGACCUUUACUCUGGGGCCCAAGUAGACUUCUUGAACAGAGUUUGUAUUUCACACCGAUAUAGACUCCUAGUGCCAUAUUGUCAUUACGUAAAUCAUGAUGCUGUCCAAAAGAGAUGUGAAGAUAUCUGCUCAGAACUUGUUUUCCUUUAUGCAACCAUCAACAAACAAUUGAAGAAGAGUUUUGAGCAAGAAAUUUUGUAAAGGUGGAAAAAGAAAAAAAUAGACAUUUUUCAACUCAGCUGCUUGAGAGAUGAGAAAUUAUGUAAAUUUUGCAGUGUUACAAAUGCACAGAAUAUAUGUACAGUUUUUACCAUGCUUAAUGUAUAAUACUUUGGUAUCUUGUGUGAUUUUACACAAGAGAUGUUGUUCAUUAAUGGUUUCUAAUUUUUCAAUAGCUAAUCUAUUAUAACUUCAUUAUACAAGUAAAUUGAGAUGCUGAGAAAAUUGAAUAAGCACUUCUUGUUCUUGUUCAUCUGUAUCACUAUCUGCAGGGCUUGUGGUUCCAUGUACUGUAAAUAGUUUUCAAAGCAAUGGGAACAAAAGUCUAGUUUUAUUUGUAUAGAAAAUUUCCCUAUUCCUAAAGAAUAUGUUUUGAAAUGGACUCUUACAAAUAUAUAGCACAAUAUAUUUUCUUAUUUGUUCCCCUAGUGUCUACUUGUGGUAAAUAUGUUUUUUAAAUAGAAGUUUCCCCAGAUUUUUCUAAGACUAUAAUAAAUAGUAUUCUUUUACAGUUUUGCAAUUCUAUUGAUUGCCAAUAAGAUUUCUUUCAAUCCCUGAGACCUAUGGUCAUGCAUUAAAUUUAAGUAUAAGCCAUACAAUAAUUUCUAAAAUGUACAAGCUCAUUAAGAAUCAUAAUGUGAUUUGGACAUAGACUAAAACAUGUUUGAGGGGUUUCUGAACUUCUUGUUGCAGACGUAGAAGAGAUUUAGAGCCCCAUACAGGAAGAGGAAGUAAGUGGCUGAAAAAAUAAAGUUGUUCAUUUUAUCCAAGAAUGUCAGUCAGAAGUUCAUAUGUGUUUUCCUUAAAAAAAAAAAAAAGAAGAGAACAUCCCUAUUUCAAAAUGAGUAGAAAUGUUUGUUUUGUCAUGUUUUAGUGUUAUUCCAUUUCAGACAGCAUCAUGCCAAAAAUAAAAUAGCAAUGUUU